This is a messenger RNA of Anopheles funestus (African malaria mosquito), 4135 nucleotides long. RefSeq names its product septin-4 (gene Septin4). Gene Ontology annotation, molecular function: molecular adaptor activity; GTP binding; GTPase activity. Gene Ontology annotation, cellular component: septin complex; synaptic vesicle; microtubule cytoskeleton. Gene Ontology annotation, biological process: cytoskeleton-dependent cytokinesis; regulation of exocytosis. NCBI's taxonomy places the organism in Eukaryota, Metazoa, Arthropoda, Insecta, Diptera, Culicidae. Bases 1541 to 2623 code for a protein of 360 amino acids. The transcript is spliced from 5 exons. The record is from RefSeq and is a predicted model, not a curated record.
GUGACAUUAAUCAGAACCUCGUGUCAGGCGUUGUUUGUAAAUAGUGCGCUACUUCCGCGCAACAACCUUUUCCCUUCCAUUUCCAUUCUGGGAACAACAUGAUUUUCCCGACCAUUUUCCCGAAGCGCAACACCACGCACCAUAGACCAUCAACCCCGAAAUGUGGACGAAAGGUUUUUUUUUAUUGCUGCUGAACAGAAAACAUUGAACAAAGGCAGAGGGAGAGAAUGAGAAGGGAAAGUUUGCUAUAGUUUCACACACAUGCAUGCAAAAAGGAUAAUGCACGCACAUUACAUUUCCUGACACUGGUUUGGUGGCACUACGCCGAUGGCAGUGGGAAAAAAACAGCGCAUGCGCGUUAAAAACGGGAUAAAAUAAGGGUGUAAAGCAAGGGUAAUAAACACGCAGGAUCUUGCUAUAUGCAUCCUUUGCUAUAAGUCGCUCUCUUCUCACAACUCUCUUUUAGGGAGUGUUUUUCGCGGGUGUGUUUCCUUUUUUUUUCGUGUGUAUUUUAUCUACUAUCAGUGGUAAAGUGUCUCCCGUCAGCAGAAACGUGUCAGGACAGUGAGAGAGAUAGAGCACGCGUGCCAUAAAAACUGAGAGAGAGAGAGAGCGAGCGUACACGCACACGAGUGCGAGAGCGUCCACGCAGGAACGUGCUGGGUGCAGGCUAACUCUCAACAUUUUCCAUCCGAAUAUCUCGAUGCAAUUUUCAGCCGAAAAACACACGGUAACCAGAACCACAACAGAGACGGCGUGCGAGAAAAAUCCAGGGAAAACAUAGUGGACAGGAAAAUAGAGAGAAUACAAAAUAAAAAUCAAGGAGUUACCAGUGUGCUUUUGCUAUCAGUGACGGUAGUGUUUUUGUCCUUCCUACUGGAUAAUGUGGUAAAUGUGCAGCUAAUAGUGAAAACAACACGGCCGGACCUUCCGAAUUCUGGUUAUGCGGUGUGUGCGAUGGUGCCAACCGAAUCCGAUUAGCAAAGGAGCAGCACACUUCUUCGCUGGCAUACAUACACAAACACGCUGGAUGGGUAAGCGUCGCGAACACUCACACGCUACCAAAGCUCCGGAUGUCAGCGUAGCGGGUUCGCAUCCAUCGGCCAGACAUCCGGACACGGCGUAGGUCCGGAGGGAACGGCACCACCAAGCAGAAGGGUUUUUUUUGAAAAGCAAAAACAAAAAAUCACCGACCAAAACCAUCAACCAACUUCAACUGGGUAUUGCCAUUCUGACAUUUCUCGGCAGACAAAAUAGCAAACCGUUGGUGGUGGUGUUGCAGGGAGGCAAAAUAAAAAAUUCGAACAUCAACCCGUCAAUCAACCACAAAACCCAUCCCGGCAACUUCCCGUAGCAGGCUGUGUGACAAUCAAUGUCAGUGUGAAACUAUCUUCACCUACAGCACCAUUAAAGUGUUAAGCGAGCCGAAAACAGAAGCUACCGAAGUACGCGCGUUCUUGCAGCAGUUACCCAGUUACCACUGGCAGCCAUCAUCGAACGAGACGACCCUUGGGGUGAACCGGAAGUGGACGGAAUAGAAAUGGCAGAGCGUGAUUAUAUCGGAUUUGCCACACUGGCGGAACAGGUGCACCGUAAAUCGGUGAAGCGUGGUUUCGAGUUUACGAUGAUGGUGUGCGGCGAAACCGGCCUCGGCAAGUCGACGCUGAUCAACACACUCUUCCUAACUGAGCUGUACGGUCAGCGUACGGUACCGCCGGUGGAGGAACGGAUCGAGAAGACGACCCGCAUCGAUAAGAAAACGCUCGACAUCGAGGAGAAGGGCGUGAAGCUGCGGCUAACGAUCGUGGAUACGCCCGGGUUCGGUGAUGCGGUUAACUGCGAGGACAGCUGGCGCGUCUGUACGCAGUACAUCGACGAACAGUUCCGCCAGUACUUUACCGACGAGAGCGGCCUUAACCGGCGCAACAUACAGGACAAUCGGGUACACUGUUUGCUGUACUUUGUGCCACCGUACGGUCGCAGUUUGCGUCAGAUGGAUAUUGAACUGUUGCGCCGAAUGCACAAGAAGGUUAACAUCAUCCUGGUGAUCGGGAAGGCGGACACACUCACGCCGAAGGAGGUAAAGUCACUGAAGGCACGCAUCCUGGAGGAUAUCGAGACGCACGGUAUCCAGAUCUAUCGGUUGCCCGAUUGCGAUUCCGACGAGGACGAAGCGUUUAAGCGGCAGGAUCGUGAACUGAAGGCAAGCCUACCGUUCGCGGUUGUUGGCAGCAAUCAGGUGAUGGAGGUCGCUGGUCGUAAGAUACGCUGCCGCCAGUAUCCGUGGGGUGUGGUCGAUGUGGAAAACUCGGAAUACAGUGAUGUGGGGAAGCUGCGCACGAUGCUCAUCUCGACGCAUAUGCAGGAUCUGAAGGAUACGACGCGCGACAUACAUUAUGAAAAUUUCCGCGCACAGUGCAUUUCGCAGAUAUCGCAGCACGCACUACGCGAACGGAACAAGCUGAAGCAUGAAUCGACCGCGUCCAACCAUGAGCUCACCGAUGCGGAGCGUUUGUUGCUGUUGCAGAAGGACGAAGAGAUUCGUCGUAUGCGUGACAUGCUCGCUGAGAUGCAGGAGAAGCUGGAAACUACUACCACCAAUGAUGCGGUUGUUGAUGUUUAGUAUACGUCAACAGUGCAGUAUACGUUACGUCAGGUCGCCGUAUAACAUUCAACAUGCGUUACGCUUAGCCGUAACACGCUUUCAGUAACGACCAAAACAAAUGCGAUAGAAGAGGAAGCAAAGCAUUACUAGCCGAUUCAAAUGAGGGGGUGGAUAGCAUUUUCGCUCCAAAUGUGGAAGCGUGUUUUUCCAUUAUCGAUAAUAAUUUAUUUUGCUGCAACUCGGAUGUUACUGCGCGUGGGAGGUUUGAUGCACCGUUGCGUAAAGACGGAGCAGUCGUGUUGCUCAAAAUGUAACAAACAAAAAAAAAACCCGAACAAAUGAAUGAAUGACGUUAAUACAUACUCCUACAAUACUACUCAUUCCCGUACGCACUAGUAAUUCUUUUUACAACCUAGCAAAACUCGACCAAAGAAAGAGAGAGAGAGAUAGAAAGAGAAAUUCGCACACUCUUUCCGGAUCCGGGCAAGACAGAGAUAUUACGAUAAGGGCGACGGUACGAACACAUUGUAGGGAUAACUUCGAAAGGAUUCAAAUACAAAAUACGCAACAGCAAACCUUCCUCAGCUGCUAGGAAGAGGUUUAGUUGACUGGUUGCUUUCGCCCAUUUUGAUUUAAUUACGUUUUCUUUUCCAACUCGCCUAAAGGGCACUCGAGGGGAUACGUUACGCGGUUCGCAAUGCACACUAUCCACACGUAACGAUAGUGCUGUAACGUAACACCUAACGAUAUUGCGUGUUUUAUUAUUAUUAUGUAUGUAGCAUAGAUAUGUACACAUGGUUAGACUGAAUGCAAGUAUUUAUAUGAAGAAGGCGUACCCGUGACGAGAAAAAGCGAUUACAAAGAAAUUUAGUCGACAUUCAGAUUUAGUUGUAGAUGAAGAAACAACAUCCUGUCGGGCUAGCCGAAGGAUAAUGGAAAAGAGAGAGAGCUUGAGAGAGAGCUAGAGAGAUAGAAUGAGAGGAAGGUAAGAUUGCAAUCAAUCAAUCACUUUAAGACAAUUCAGUUACCACCAAAACGAAGUCAUGCGAGGAUAAGAGAUAGUAAGGGACUGUACGGUGGUUCGAUGAUCAGGUUUUAAAAAACGUUUCACACGUGUAAUUUCCCUUUUCGGGCUAUGUGGAGCAUCGAAUCGCGCACAUUGACCCACAUACACACACACUGCUGUUAUCAUAAUUGUUUUCGUUUUCGUUUGUUUUUGUCAUUGAUUUUAAAACAUAUUUAAACCCAGUAUUUAUUGAGGCGCCGUCAGGCGGUGCAUAACCCGGAAGUAGAGUGUAAUGUGCGGUGAGUAUGUAUUGAGCGAGGUUAAGGCACAACCCGUUAGACAGGACGCGCGCAUCAUGCCGAGUUCGUACGGUGAACUGAAGCGCACUCGGACGCGCCGUGUCUCGGUGGCGUCUUUUGGUGUAAGUCGUAGUUUAAAACCGAUUCUCUCCAAAAAAAAAAAAAACAAAAUAAACGCAUCCGUACAAUGUGUGUGACAGCAUGUUGCGCGAGUUAAUGAUAAAA